Molecule: messenger RNA, 3127 nt
Organism: Dipodomys ordii (Ord's kangaroo rat)
Lineage: Eukaryota; Metazoa; Chordata; Mammalia; Rodentia; Heteromyidae
Gene: Cpsf3
Product: cleavage and polyadenylation specific factor 3, 73kDa
Exons: 17
Coding region: 84-2072 (662 amino acids)
Biological process (GO): mRNA 3'-end processing by stem-loop binding and cleavage
Cellular component (GO): mRNA cleavage and polyadenylation specificity factor complex
Molecular function (GO): RNA binding; 5'-3' exonuclease activity; RNA endonuclease activity
Source: RefSeq, a predicted model, not a curated record
UUCUCCUGUAGUUGGUGUUGGCCGCGCUUCCGUCUCCGCGGACCCCGGCCGUGCCGCUCACGCGGCCUCCGGAGACCUCCAGGAUGUCUGCGAUUCCCGCAGAAGAGAGCGACCAGCUGCUGAUCCGACCCCUUGGAGCUGGCCAAGAAGUAGGAAGAUCAUGUAUUAUUCUGGAGUUCAAAGGAAGAAAAAUAAUGCUGGACUGUGGGAUCCACCCUGGCCUAGAAGGAAUGGAUGCUCUCCCUUAUAUUGACUUGAUUGACCCAGCUGAGAUUGAUCUCCUGUUAAUUAGUCAUUUCCACUUAGAUCACUGUGGAGCAUUGCCCUGGUUUCUACAGAAGACAAGUUUCAAAGGAAGAACAUUUAUGACACAUGCCACGAAAGCUAUUUAUAGAUGGCUUCUAUCAGACUACGUCAAAGUUAGUAACAUAUCAGCAGAUGACAUGCUGUACACUGAGACAGAUUUGGAAGAAAGUAUGGACAAAAUUGAAACCAUCAACUUCCACGAAGUUAAGGAAGUUGCAGGAAUCAAGUUUUGGUGUUACCAUGCAGGCCACGUCCUGGGAGCCGCCAUGUUCAUGAUUGAGAUCGCGGGUGUGAAGCUUUUAUACACAGGAGAUUUCUCAAGACAAGAAGAUAGACACCUAAUGGCCGCUGAAAUUCCUAAUAUUAAACCCGAUAUACUUAUCAUUGAAUCUACGUACGGGACCCAUAUCCAUGAGAAGCGCGAAGAGCGAGAAGCACGGUUCUGCAACACUGUCCACGACAUUGUGAAUAGAGGGGGCCGAGGCCUCAUUCCUGUCUUUGCACUGGGAAGGGCUCAGGAGCUGCUCUUGAUUCUAGAUGAGUACUGGCAGAACCACCCUGAGCUGCACGACAUCCCCAUCUAUUACGCGUCCUCAUUGGCUAAGAAGUGCAUGGCUGUGUACCAGACGUAUGUGAAUGCCAUGAAUGACAAGAUCCGAAAGCAGAUCAACAUCAAUAAUCCCUUUGUUUUCAAACAUAUCAGCAACCUGAAGAGCAUGGACCACUUUGAUGACAUCGGCCCCAGUGUAGUCAUGGCCUCUCCAGGCAUGAUGCAGAGUGGCUUGUCCCGUGAGUUGUUUGAGAGCUGGUGCACCGAUAAGAGGAACGGCGUCAUUAUUGCAGGGUACUGUGUAGAAGGCACGCUUGCCAAGCAUAUCAUGUCUGAGCCUGAAGAAAUCACUACCAUGUCUGGACAGAAGUUGCCGCUGAAAAUGUCGGUUGAUUACAUUUCUUUCUCUGCUCAUACAGAUUACCAGCAAACCAGUGAAUUUAUUCGUGCUUUGAAACCGCCUCAUGUGAUUUUAGUCCAUGGGGAACAGAACGAAAUGGCCAGACUGAAAGCAGCACUGAUUCGAGAAUAUGAAGAUAACGACGAGGUUCACAUAGAGGUUCACAACCCUCGGAACACAGAGGCAGUGACCUUAAACUUCAGAGGGGAAAAGCUGGCCAAGGUCAUGGGCUUUUUAGCAGACAAAAAACCAGAACAAGGCCAGCGAGUCUCAGGAAUACUUGUUAAAAGAAACUUUAACUAUCACAUACUUUCUCCUUGUGACCUGUCCAAUUAUACUGACCUGGCCAUGAGUACUGUGAAACAGACGCAAGCCAUUCCGUACACCGGGCCCUUUAAUCUGCUUUAUUACCAGCUACAGAAAUUGACAGGUGAUGUAGAAGAGUUAGAAAUUCAAGAAAAGCCUGCUCUGAAAGUGUUCAAAAAUAUUACUGUGGUUCAGGAGCCGGGCAUGGUGGUCCUGGAGUGGCUGGCAAACCCUUCCAAUGACAUGUAUGCGGACACCGUGACAACCGUGAUUCUGGAAGUUCAGUCAAAUCCGAAAAUACGGAAAGGUGCCGUGCAGAAAGUUUCUAAGAAGCUAGAGAUGCACGUUUACAGCAAGAGGCUGGAGAUCAUGCUCCAGGACAUAUUUGGAGAAGACUGUGUCAGUGCAAAGGACGACUCCUUCCUGAGCGUCACAGUGGACGGGAAGACAGCCAAUGUUAACUUGGAUACCCGGGUAUGGACCUGCUCCUGUGUUUCAGGACUUGCAUAGUAAUCUGUGACACACGCCUGUUUUUAUUCUUGCAGUUCAGCAUUUUCUUCCAGUGAGGUUUUCCCCAUUCCUCUUUACAUAGUGGUGUUUAUUCCUAUCACAUGCGGAGUCUUCCCACAUUUUCCCCUGGCUGCAUGGUCCUCUUCCCGGGCACACGGCUCCCUGGCAUGCCUUUUCCAUAGCGCUAACUCGCCUUGGCCUUUCUCCAGUUGAUAUCCAAUUGGUUCUGGAUGUUUGAGGGAAGCAGCUCCUCUGUUCCGCCAGCAAGGUCCAGGUGGCUGCGUGCACUGGGGCCUGCUCUUGCUCAUAGCACAGCUUGCCUAAUAAUUGUGAGAUAAACAGGAAGGUAGCUCUUUUCCUUAUAGGGGUGCAUCUAGUAUUUCUACUAAACGCAGUCUUUUUGUAUAAUCACUUGUGCAGAAUGCUUUGAGAAAACACUACAUCUGUUUGACCACAAUAGAAAAAGAAGAAUUUGAACCAGGUAAUUUACCAGAGAAGUGAGUAACCAAAAACUUCUCAGAAACCCUAAUAGAGGAACUGACAGGAACUGUCACUGCUGAAAUGGCCCCAGAGGGAGAGAUGAAUCAGGGACCUUAGAAGCAGCAGCAGCAGUUACGCUCAGGUGCCACUGGGGGGGCGUGAGUGGAAGUUAAAUGAGGUGGCACCUUCCUUCUGCUGGAUGCUGUGAGGCCUUCACCCACAGUUAAUUCCACUUGCUGGCUUUAACUAAAGAAAACAAUUACACGAAUGAGGAAAGACAUCUGCACUGAUGUCUAGUUUAACAUUUAUAAAACAGAAAAGAGCUGUCUGUCACCUGGCUUUGUGCAUGCAAGUGUGCGAGGCCCUGCAAAAAAGGAAAAAGAACCCAAAAUAUCCAAGAGGAAUAGAUGAUAACAAGUGUGUGUGUGUGGUGUGGCGUGCGCUUACACUCGGGGCGCCUCAGGCGCAGCCAUCGAGGGCGAUGGUGGGGAAUCCUUCAUGUGCAGGCUGUGCACCGCACGUCUCUGAGGAAAGUUACAAGAGAAUACAUGAGAUGCAAAUUAUCCCCCUUAAAA